ACGCGGAGGGAGCGGAAGGUUUUUUGUGAGGUGACGGAAGGGGCGGAGCUUAGUUGCAGAGUGUGCAGAUGAGCGGAGGCCGCACGGAGGACGCUCCUGAGCCGGCAUGGCGCUCCAGCCUGUACCCAGCUGCUCCAUGCAGCCGGCGGAGUCAGAGCUGUAUUUCCUAAUAGCGCGAUUUCUCUCCAAGGGGCCAUGUGCGAAAUCCGCACAGAUGCUGAUCCAGGAGUUAAAUGAAAACAACCUUCUUCCGAAUAGAUUGGAUUGGCAUGGAAAUGAACACUCAAGGACGUAUGAGGAAAUGGUUUCCUCCAACAAGACAGUGACCGGUGACCAUUUGCUAAGGAUUUGUCAGGGUUUAACGCGCUUCGUCGACAAGAACGCGCCAGUGACCGUAUCGAGAGCGAGCUCUUUACUUGGAAUCGUCAACAAGCCAUUAUGUUCAGAAAAAGGUUACAGAAAUACUCAGUGGAGCCACAAAACAUUUGCCACUCUUCAACGCGGGAGACCCCCAGAAGUGCCUAUUACUGCAAGGAGACCACCAAAUAUUGUGAACGUGCACCAUGGCAAACACUUAACCGGUGCUGUGAGUUUCAACUCUGCGUUUCCUGUCACCAUGUACCAGCAGAUCAAGAUGCACAAGAGGAUUCUUGGCCAUCUCUCUUCUGUCUACUGCGUUGCUUUUGAUCGCACUGGUCAAAGGAUUUUCACUGGCUCUGAUGACUGCUUGGUGAAGAUCUGGUCUGUACUUGAUGGACGGCUGCUAGCCACACUAAGAGGUCACUCAGCAGAGAUCUCUGAACUUACUGUGAACUAUGAAAAUACCUUGAUCGCUGCUUCAAGCUGUGAGAAGAUCAUAAGAGUGUGGUCUCUCCGGACCUGUGCCCCCAUGGCUGUGCUUCAGGGUCACUUAGGGGCUGUUACCUCAUUACUUUUCAGCCCACUGGUCAAAGGAUCUACCAGAUACUUGGUGUCUACAGGAGGAGAUGCAACUGUCUGCUUAUGGCAAUGGGACGUCGAUACCUUGGAGUUCAAUGAUCGUCCCCAGAAAUUCAUAGAAAGAUCUGGCCCCGGAGCUCAGAUGCUCUGUUCUUCAUGUAGUGAUGGUGGAAUGUUUUUAGCGGUCGGUGGUAGUGACCACGCCAUCCGGCUCUACUACUUUGGUAAUGAUGUACCUGAGAAAGUAUCUGAACUUGAAGGCCAUAAUGAUAUCGUUGACAGCAUUUUAUUUUCCUACAAUAGUGAAAGGUUUGUAAGUGGAAGCAAAGAUGGAAUAGCACGAAUAUGGAGAUUAGAGGAGCAGGAGUGGCAGAGUAUUGUACUUGACAUGGACACCAAUCUAGAUGACAGACAACGUAGUAAUGAUCAUACGUCUUAUCCAAAGCCCAAGGUUCUCAUGAUCGCGUGGAACACCACGGAUAGCUAUGUUGUGACUGCGAGCAGUGCCCACCUGCUGAAGGUGUGGGAUUCACAUACUGGGAAACUGCUGCAUGUUCUGAUGGGUCAUGAAAAUGACAUUUACGUCUUAGAACCGCACCCAUUUGACUCCAGAAUGAUGUUAUCUGCUGGACAUGAUGGAAAUAUAUUCAUAUGGGAUAUUAAAAAUGGCAGUAAAGUCACGCACUACUUCAAUUUGAUCGAAGGACAAGGCCACGGAGCCAUACUUGACUGCAAGCUUUCAGCCGAUGGCCAGCGCAUAGCAGGGACAGAUUCACAUGGAUAUCUGCUCAUUUUCGGCUUUGGCAAUGGCAAAUCCUAUGAGAAGAUUCCGGAGCAGAUGUUUUUUCACACAGAUUAUAGACCUCUCAUUGUAGAUGGAAACCAGUUUGUCCUCGAUGAGCAAACCCAGCAGGCUCCACACUUGAUGCCACCACCAUUUUUGGUAGAUGUUGACGGAAACCCUCACCCACCUACUUAUCAGCGACUGGUGCCUGGGAGAGAGAACUGUGCAGAUGAGCAUUUGGUUCCCCAGCUGGGAUAUAUGGAAACUGUUGAUGGUGAAAUCGUGGAACAAGUGGUCAGUCAGCAGACAAACUCUGAUCAGCAGAACCAAGAUCCCAACCUGCGCCCGGAUCAGAGGCCCAAUCUAGAGCAAGAACCUGGCUCCAGCGCUCAGCCCACUAAUGCAGCCCGAAGAGAUCUUGCUUCUCCUCCAAAUAUUGGCCUGAGGCGUAGCGGUCAAGUAGAGGGGGUUCGCCAGAUGCAUAAUAAUGCACCUCGCAGUCAGAUCGCUACCGAGAGGGAUCUGCUUGCCUGGAGGAAAAGAGUUGUUGUCCCAGAGAUAACAAGCGUCAUUUACAGGAAGGAGGAAGAUAUUAGAAUUGCUAGAGGAGAACAGGAAAAGUUGUUUUUUGCGAACCAGAAACAGCGCGGUCUGUGUGAUUAUUCACAAGAGGAUAACCUUCGGGCUCGUAACCUGAGACUGCGUAAGAAGAUGGCAUCUCGCAUGCGACCACCACGACGGGAUGUAGAAGAAUUUCUUGAUCUUUCUUGUGAAGAAGAUAAUGGUACAAGGUCAUCUGCAGAUGAGGAGGAGGAGGAGGAGGAGGAAGCGGAGGAGAUAGAAAAUCAAACUGAUAAUACAAUGCAGUCUCCUUCUGAGGAUGAAGAUGACUGGAGAAACACAAGUGACAUAUCCAGUGAAUACUCUGACUGGACCGCAGACGCAGGAAUUAAUCUUCAACCACCGAGCCGCAAUUCCACGCGCCGUAGAGUUCAGAGGGUGAUGAGCAGCUCUGAGGAUGAGAGUUCAGCGGGAGAGAGAUCCACAGAAGAGAAGUCCACGCCCAAAAGAGUGAGGCCUAAAAAAUCUACUGUGGACAGUGAGACACCAAGGUCGGCUGAGAGAGUUCCUCUGAACCGAGAAAUCUCCAGUGACUGGCGUCCGUCUAACUGGAUCACGGACACGACCCCUCGGCGGUCCCCUUUUGUUCCACAGAUGGGGGAUGAAGUCAUCUACUUUCGACAAGGUUAUGAAGCAUACCUCAACGCUGUCCAAAGAAGCAACCUCAGUAUUGGCAGUUCACUAAAGGAGCCUUGGAAGAAAUGUGUGCUGAGGGACCAGGAAUUGGUGAAAAUUGUUGGCAUCCGAUAUGAAAUUGGACCUCCCACUUUGUGCUGUCUCAAACUUGCCCUGAUAGACCAUGUUAGUGGAAAGAUCACUGAGCAAUCCUUCUCUCUCAAAUAUCAUGACAUGCCGGAUGUGAUAGACUUCCUUGUGUUGAGGCAGUUCUAUGAUCAUGCACGUCGUACCGAUUGGCAGGCAGGUAACCGGUUCCGCUCUAUAAUAGAUGACGCGUGGUGGUUCGGGAUGAUUGUCGGCCAAGAGCCAUAUCAAGCCGAUUAUCCGGACAGCCUGUUCCAGUGCUACACCGUGAAGUGGGAUAAUGGAGAGAUUGAAAAGCUAAGUCCGUGGGACAUGGAUGUCAUUCCCGAUGAUGUACUUCCGCCCGAAGAGCCAGGAGCCAGCAUCUCCAUUACCGAUGAAGAGCGCGAUACUUUAUUGUAUUCCCCCCAGGAAGGAGAAUGGGGGGAAGGGGACCAGGACAGUGAAUGUGAGCGAAUCAUUUGUGGCAUUGACCAGAUCCUUAAUCUAGACUGGACGGGUCCUUUUUCUGCACCUGUAGAUCUGAGUGUCUAUCCGGCGUACUGCAUGAUGAUCGCUUACCCUACGGAUCUCAGCACCAUACGGAUGAGGCUUGUGAAUCGUUUUUACCGGAGGGUUUCUGCACUGAUGUGGGAAGUAAGAUACAUUGAACAUAAUGCCAGGACGUUCAACGAGCCGGGAAGCAACAUCACAAAAUCUGCAAAGAGAAUUGCUGACCUGCUCUUAAAAUUUAUUAAGGACAGCAACUGUUGCAGUAUUACGGACUUGAGCACUUCUCCUGAGGGGUCUUCUGAAGAAGAGACGUGCAAUGGACAGAGUGAGAACACCACCAAUUCCUGGAAGAGCCGCUGCAUGGACCUUGUUGACUUUCUAAUAGACUGUGAAGACUCCGAGCCUUUCAGGGAGAUGGUGGACUCUGAGCAGUUUCCUGAUUACAAGGACAUUAUUAAAACACCAAUGGAUUUUGGGACCAUCAAAGAAACGUUGUCAGCCGAAGGUUACAGCAGCCCCUACGAUCUGUGUAAUGACAUGAGAUUAGUCUUCUCAAAUGCAAAGCUGUAUACACCGAAUAAGAAAUCAAGGAUAUACGGGAUGGUGUUGAGACUGUCGGCGCUUAUGGAAGAGAGGAUGAAAGGGAUUCUCUUUGAGUACAAAGCUGCCCAGAAAUUUCGGAUGAGUCCUGCAGAUUGGAGCGGUACGAAGAAAGUCCCUGGAAAGGAUGUGCAGCGUGGGAGAAGAUCGCAGAGCGUCUCAGACAGAAAAUUCAGGCCAGAAAGACCAUCCACAUCCGAUGAAACGAACCAAUGUUUCCUAGAAAUGUCUUCACCACAGCCUACCUCAAGUGGAGCAGCCUGUGCUCCUAGUCCCCUCAGUGAAGCCAGUUCUUCUUCAAGAGACCACGAUGGACAAUCACUUUGCUUUUCACCUGCGUCGGUCACUAAAUCCCAUGCAUCAAGCAGAGAGCGAGACUCCUCUCCAAGCUGUUCCAGGUCAUCAGGAAGCGAAACAGACUCUUCCUCUUCUACCUCGGCUUCUGAACAUUCCUCCAGCUCUUCAUCCUCCUCCAGCUCGGAAAUAAAUGACAAGACGGACUCAAGUUCAGCAUCAAACAUGGUUAAUGGCGUGAAGACUAAGAUGACUAAUGGCAGGCAACAGAGAGCAACUGCUUUGAAGCAAGCAUCUCAGGGCAAUAACCAAAGGAGAACUGCGUCCAGCAAACGGAGAAUAUCAAGUUCCUCCGAAUCAGACUCUGAAUCUACUGGAAAAACUCAUCAGGGAAUGCGGAAGAAAAUGCUCCGCAAAUGUGCUGCCCUGGCAGCCAACAAGAUCAAAAACAUGUCUGACGUAGAGAACAGCGCCUCCACCUCGGACAGUGAUUGCAGCGCAAGCAGAAACAGCAGAAUCCUGCCCCAGCGGACAGCGGCGGAAAAAGCUAAGAGACGACUGCUUGACAACAGCGAUGAGGAGACAGGCUUAAGAAGUGACAGCGAGAGGGAAUGUCCCGCAGUGAAGGCGCCUAAGUCUCAGUCUCCAGAAUGCCGAGUCGUCCUGACCAACGUAUGUCCCGCUGGCACUUUUGGAGGUAGAAUAUUACCUCAGACCAGAAAUGGGGAAGUGUCCGAUACGGAGUCAGAACCUGAAUCGCCUUGUAGAAAAAGACAGAAAAAACUUGCAUCUCCACCGCGAGUCAGGAAGCAAAGACUAAUAAGCGACUCUGACUCCUUAUUCUCCAGCUCCAGUGAUAGUUCUCCGCCCAGACAAGCGAAUGGUGUUCCCCCCGAUACAGAGUCCUCCCUCUCUGAUGACAGCGAGGACGUCCGUACCAAUGAUAGCGUGGCAGGCAGAUCCAGAGGUCAUGACUCCAAGAGGAAACGUAUCCUUAGCAGCUGCGAUGAGGAUUGGCAGGAAAAGGACAGCAAACGUCCCCGCAAGCUUACCCGUCGCUCCAAAAUCCGCACAAGAAACCAAGGGAAAAGGACAGUGAGGUACGACGAGAAUCCGGCUCACAGCGACGAAAACUUGAACGGUGCUCAGUCUCGAGCCUCCGGUCUUCAGAGGGUGUCCCACCGAGAGCGGGCAAGACAGUUCUUCCGCUAAAUUCACAAAGUUUAAGAAAGUUAACUUUUUAAUGUUUAUUCCAAUUCAGGGAUUAGACUUUCUUUAUUUUUUUUUCCUCUAAAGAAAUUGGAUAAGUGAAUGUGUCCACAGGAGACUCUUUACUUGUUUACUUGCACUUGUUAUUGAAGCAUUUACAGCACAGAUGCCAACUUGUGCCUCACGACGGGCAGAAGGCAAAAAGGUGUUUGUAUUUACAAAUGUUCGGUAAUUUCAAGGCUUUUUGCCGUGUGACGCCACAUCCCGGUAGCCUCCCUUUUACCGUCGUUGACUUAUCGGCCAUUGAACACUAAUUUGCACAGGUUACGUUACGUUUACAAAUGUUUAUAGUUUUGUAAAAAAAAAAGAAUAAUAAUUAAUAUUUUUUUUUCUUGUUAGAUUUUUACAAAUGCAGAAAGUUGUUAAAAAGAAAGUUUAUCCUUUUUUUUUUUUUUCUAUUUUCUCCUAGACACUUGAACACAAUUUAAGUUUCAGAAUCCGGUAUAGGUUAAUGCCAUUAAUUUAUUAUCAUUAUUAUUAUUUUUUGUAUCAUUAUUAUUAUUGUUGUUAUUGUUCUUGACUGUCGAAAUCUUCCCUUUAUACUGAAGGGUUGUUUCUACAGAAUUUAUUUUUAUUUUUUCGCCCUUCUCUCGAUUUUCCUAAGUGAAAACCUUCCAAAGUAUUAACUUAUGAGACGUUGGCACGGGGUUGAUUCGGGCUGUAGCUUAUACUACCAUGGGAAGACUGCCAUUGUAAAGGUACAAUAGACACCAAGCGUCGCUAACCAAAAUGUUCACUAAUUUCCUGCUUUAUUUGCCGAUUCUUGUCAGUCUUCCAAAGCUUAUUUGUCUUCAAGAAGUUCUCUACCUAAAUUUUUUUUUUUGUGUAAAAUCUGCUUAUAACUACUAUUUGAGGAGACCGCUACCAAGCUGCUUUUCCCUGUGUCAACAGUGCCAAUCCAACUGAAUGUCUACCAUUGAGCAUCGUGUCUAUGCCAAGGUAUUUGGGGGUAUGUUCCACCAUUAUAGCUGCUUCCUUGGAUGUCAAAAUUACAUGCUCAUUGUCAACCCCCUGCAGAAGUGGUUUUGUCCACAUUGAAGAAGCUACAACAUUAGAACAUACUCCUAGAGCUCUGUCUCUCUUUAAAAGGGGGGUAUCCAGGAAGAGAAAAACAGGAUUUAAAAGGAUAGCACCACACUUGUCCUCAGGGUGUGUGUGGUAUUACAGCUCAGUUCCAUUGAAGUAAAUAGAGCCAAGUUGUAAAACCGCACACAACCUGAGGGACGGCUGAUGCUUUUUUUGUUUUGGUUUUUUAAGAAAUCGGCCCCUGUUUUACUAAUUCCUGAUAAUGACAUAAUAACUCCUUUAAUGAUAUAUUAAGCAAUAGUAGUGAAUGUGAAUGAAUACAACAUAAAUAUUUAGUGUUCAUUGGUGGACAAUUCACGUUUAAGCCUGGAUACUAUGGACACGCUACCUAAUAACCACAGUGUUCAAUUUAAACAAGAAGCCCUGGCAGGAUCAAACCACUCCUUUUUCAGUGACUGUUCACGUUUAUGGCUUCAUCCAUUACGUGUAUUAUUUGCACCAAAACUACAUUGGGAAGAAUAAGGGGCAGGUGGGUAAUAUUUCUAGAUUAUAAUACUUUUUUUGGUCUAUUCAGGUGUGAACCAGUCCUAGCUUGCCUCGCUUAUAACCAUUUUCUGACAAUUAGGUGGAAAAGUAGGGUAGCUCCACUGCAAUUUGCACAUUUCACUUUAAGAAAUUUUAGAGCCACUUCCUGAUACCGUGAGCAGAAAUAGAUCUGCAAGGAGUGACCAUGUGGCGGCUGCUGACCCCCUCCCCCCCUUCCCACAGAACACUGAUAUUGCAGCAGUCUGUGGUCAGAUUAGGGGGACAGGCUUUCAUAAAUUGGAGACUAGGUUGCUGACCCCUUCCCACACAACCCUGAUGUUGCAGCAGUCUGUGGUCAGAUGAGGGGAACAGGCUUUCAUAAUUUGGAAACUAGGUUGCUGAUCCCCUUCCCACAAAACACUGAUUUUGCAGCAGUCUGUGGUCCGAUGAGGAGGACAGGCUUUCAUAAAUGGGAAAUUAGGUUGCUGAUCCCCUUCCAACAGAACCCUGAUGUUGCAGCAGUCUGUGGUCAGAUGAGGGGGACAGGCUUUCAUAAACGGGAAACUAGGUUGCUGAUCCCCUUCCUACAGAACACUGAUGUUGCAGCAGUCUGUGGUCCGAUGAGGAGGACAGGCUUUCAUAAAUGGGAAAUUAGGUUGCUGAUCCCCUUCCAACAGAACCCUGAUGUUGCAGCAGUCUGUGGUCAGAUGAGGGGGACAGGCUUUCAUAAACGGGAAACUAGGUUGCUGAUCCCCUUCCUACAGAACACUGAUGUUGCAGUGGUCUGUGGUUAGAUGAGGGGGGACAGGCUUUCAUUAAUGGGAGACUUGCAGCUAUCUGGUCACUACAUGCAGUGCUUAUUGUAUUCCUUACCUGGGAUAGCCUUCUUCUUAGAUGACUCUUCUCCCACAUGGCAGCUGGCUGUUAUACACAUAAACCUUAGCGGAUAGUGUUUUCCAAACGGUGGGCCUCCAGCUGUUGCAAAACCACUACCAGCAUGCUUUCUGGGAUUUGUGGUUUUGCAACAGCUAGAGAGACAUUGCUUGGAAAACAAAUAUAUAAUGUGUAUAGGGGUUUCAGACUUUUCUGGCAAAUGUCGCUGGAAUGGUCCGGUAUGUAGGUUAAUAUUUUUUGUUCACGGGAGAAAAGCCGCCAUUAGAAGAAUUUGGUUACAGUUUCCUCCCUACUCAAAAUACAUACGUGAAAGCACGGCCUAACCGAGCGUGCAUUUGUAUAGGUGAAUUAGGAGCCAUCGAUAGGAGACUGCUUCACCCAAGGUAGGAGAUUUUAGUGUUUUGGUUCAGAAUUCACCAUUUACCACAAGCUGCCAAUGAAUUGUCCCCCCCUCGAUGUUGUCAUUUCGGCCCUAUUUGCCUCCGACGGAGGAAGUUUGGUUGCAAACAGCCUCUUCAUGCAGGGAGAUCAACCUCGACUGUUGCCGAUAGAGCGUCUAUAUCCAAUACUGAAUACCAUUUUUACCCUUGUUUUAAAGGGCCCCGACGCGUGCGGUGCUGACAUUUUUUUUUUUGUUGCUAUGACGGCGCUAUCUAUCUCGUGUCAAGAUCAGAAUGGCUCUUUCUUUUUUUUUUUUUUGCACUGUUUGCCGUUUGGAUCGUAUCUGUGUAAGCGUGGGGUGCUAUGGAAAAAAAAAGAGGUAUUCGCAUUAAAACGUUUUGACUGAUUCUAAUUCUAUAUUAAAAGUAUUUUCUGCUAGAGAUUAAAAUGUUUAUGUGCAAUUUGGAGACCAUUGCUUUAUUUUGAAUAAAAAAAAAUUGUACGGGUUUCAGUUGUGUAAUCCGCAAUCAUUUAUUUUACAUGGUAGCCGUUGACACAGAUGCCAUAAGGUACAACCCCGAUUUAUGAAAAAAAAUUCAAGAGGACCUCUGAACUCUGCAAUACUCUGACACACACCAAAAUAGAGAAAAUGCACCACAAUAGGUUUUAUGCCAAAAUAUAAAAGAUAAAUCUUUUAUUUCAUUACACAUUAAAAUGCAAUACACAUAAAAAUAAUAUAUAUAAAGUGAGACCAAUGAGAUGUUAUCUAUCAAUGAUUGUCAUACUGUCAUCUGAAAUACUCUGCUCAA
Molecule: messenger RNA, 9396 nt
Organism: Hyla sarda
Lineage: Eukaryota; Metazoa; Chordata; Amphibia; Anura; Hylidae
Gene: BRWD1
Product: bromodomain and WD repeat domain containing 1
Exons: 39
Coding region: 107-5704 (1865 amino acids)
Biological process (GO): regulation of cell shape; regulation of transcription by RNA polymerase II; cytoskeleton organization
Cellular component (GO): nucleus
Molecular function (GO): protein binding
Source: RefSeq, a predicted model, not a curated record